GGUCGGCGAAUCGGCUGUGCGCGCGCUUUUCCACGGCACACCGCCGCUGCCGACGCCGCAGUUGUUCACCGACACGUAUCCGGCGCUGUCCACAAGCCGUCGUCUUCCGCCACCCGCCUCGUCCAAAAUUCCGCCGUUACCGUUAACCGUCUGAUCUUGUCACAUCGGGUGUCCGCCGCCCACCAUCUCCCCCGAGCGCUUCGAACGUACCACGGGUCUACCGACCUGACGACCGACCGCGGUCCGAACCGCAAACAGCUCGUCCCGGACCGUUACACCGCGCGCGGUAACGCGUUCCCCGACGACGCGGACGUGUCGCAGCACAGCAGUCACCACGACGAGCCGACGACAUGAGAUGCAGCUGGCCGCCAGACGGAUCCGAUGGAUGUGCUUGUUGUGCGCGUGCGCGCUGGCCGAUCAACACGUCAACACCGCCACCAGCAACGGCACACAAACAGGGUUGGGGGAUCAGUGUUUCCAAGACGACACGUGCCAGAUGCACGACAAGCACGCGGUGUGCGCACAGGUGGACCACAACGCGAUAUGCAAGUGCAAACAGGGCUACCACAUCGUCACCGUGUCCAGGCCUACCAACGCCAGGAGCAGUUUUUGCGCCCAAGAUGAUUCGGACGGCAAAGCUGGCGGUUCAUCGCUUCUCGGCGUCGUAGUCGGCCUGUUAGUGUUCUCGGCGCUCAUCUGCUUCGGGCUACGGCUGUCCACGGUCUCCAGGCCUCGGCACUUCCCGACCACCAACUUAUAUCCGAACAAGCUGCUGUGCUCACGUCAAACUAAAGCUUCAUCGAGUAAACAUUACGGCACGUCGGACUCCGCGGCGGCGGCGGCGGCGGCUGCUGCGGGGGCCAACGGACAACAAGAGGACGGGAGCAGCGCCGGCCAGUCGUCGGAGCCUAAAGACGACGACACCAGCAGGGUAAGCGCUGCCAGAGCAGCUGCUUUCAUAUUGAUCUCUUGCCGGCCGUCUACCACGGAGUCGCCGACGGCAUCCCCGGGCAGGGUGAAAAGGGCGAAAAAAUUGGGUUACGGCCGCACCGGCAGCGAUCCAGCUGUGCACAGUACAUCUUCCAUGAAAACGUACAAUUUGAAAUGGUAUCAAAGGGACCAGCAGCGAAGGCAUUCCACAAAGAACAGAGAAGCCAAAGGCACUCCGCCUAGUCAUUGUUCGACUGAACAACUAAUACAAAACUGUUCCAAAGAAGAAUGUUCCAGAAACAGCCAAAGCACGUUGAAUUCCAAAGACAAGUCGAAAGCGUCGUCGGUGAGUCGUAUCGAGCACAAAGCGCUGGUUCAUCACUCGGCCGUGAGUAGCAGCCCGGACGCUGCGGUAACCAUCGAGUUACCGGAACAACAGCCGGAAGGUGUUGCACGAGGAACGCGAUGAAAUGGAGCAUGUACCUACAACCGUUAAUACCACUAAAACACGACACCUGAACACUUCUACCGCGUACAAAAUCUGUACUGCGAAUGCAACGACUGCAACCUACUGUCUUCUACUACUGUUGCAGGAGACGAAGAGAAAACGAUAUAAAGAACAGUUCCGGACGUCCCACGAGGACAUACGGCGCAGGUGUCAAAACGUGCGCACCACGUUUACUUGUUAAGCAUACAUUAUAUUAUUACCGUUAAUGUUAUUAUUAUACGGCUAGCGACCUCAUCGUCGAGUGUUGUCACGUGCUGUCACCACGUCGCCGUGUCCGAGUCGUUUUAAUCAACUCAAAAUUCAAAAUUAAUACUUCCACUACGAAAUUCGUUAUACAAGGAAAAAUAUUUUUAUAUUAUUUUUUGUAUAAGUUUUUUUUUAAGUAUAUAUUUAU
Molecule: messenger RNA, 1832 nt
Organism: Sipha flava (yellow sugarcane aphid)
Lineage: Eukaryota; Metazoa; Arthropoda; Insecta; Hemiptera; Aphididae
Exons: 6
Coding region: 356-1399 (347 amino acids)
Source: RefSeq, a predicted model, not a curated record